UUGAAAAUAGAAAGAACCCAAGAGAAAAUAGAGCAAUGAGAAAUGGUACUACCAAAAAUGGAGAGGCACCAAUGUCCGAAAGAUAGUUGAAACUUUGAAAAAUAGGGUUUCAAUCGUUUGGGGAUUUUAGCGCAUGAGAUUUUUUGUGGUGCAUUUCAUUCGCCACAACCUUAGAUUCUUGACGAAACCGAAAACCCGGAGUACACAGUACCCCCAGACGCUUCCUUCUGAUACAACGGCCGCCAACCGUAUUCCCUUCACGCUUCCUCCUCCGCCGCCACCGCCACCGCCCACCGCCCCUAACUUUUCCGGAGCUCUGACGAGAGGAUUUGAAUUUCAGUGUUGAUUCUUUAUACUAAGGCAGCGGAAUGGGGAAGCUUGGGAAGAAAGCAAGGAAGUUCGCAAAGAAAAAUCUUCAGACUGUGCUCAGAAGGAAACGGAAACUGAAGUCUUCGUUCAAAAAGAAAGCUCCAUCAAGACAGGACAAAGACAGUGUUGAAAAUCAAGACGGCGUGUCGAAGCUCCACAAUCAAUUGAAUGGUGAAGCUGAUGAAAACAACAAUGUUUCCCUUGAUGCAAUUUUCAGUGAAGAUGAAUAUGAUAUGCUUGAAGAUGAUUCCGACAGUGAUGGUUACAUCUCAGAGGAACCAAGCUCUUUUAACACACCUGAAAAUGAAAUCGACAAUAGUUCUGAAGGUGGCAUUGAUAUGAUUAAUCCCAAUGAUUUAUCGGACCAAAACAAAGAAAUCCAUUCAGAACUCACAAAGAAAAUCAAGCAACUGAAUAGGUUGAAAAAAAAGGAUCCAGAAUUCUUGAAGUUUCUGGAAACCAAUAAUAAGGCUGUUGAACCUUUCAGAGAUGAAGACACUAAUUCUGAUGAGGAAACAAUCAAUGCUGAUGGAUUAAAGCGAGAUGAACAGAGUGUUAGUUCUAAUAAAAACUUGUUGUUGAGUUCCUCUGUGGUUGAUUCCUGGUGUCAUCAAGUCAAGAACAAGCAGGAUGUGCCUCUAUUUACCAGUCUAAUAAAUGGGUAUCGAGCUGCAUGUCACUACGGUUCUGAAGCAAUAGGCAACGUAGAUGCUGGCAGAUGUUAUAAAAUUGGAAACAGUGAAACUUUCUCCAAGAUAUUAAUUUUCAUGCUUUCUGAGGCUGACAAUUUAUUUAGGGAGCAGUUAGGACUCUUGACUAAGAGCUAUAAAAAGGAAAUGAUUUUAGAAUUGCGAAACACCCAAAAGUGGAAAACGCUCAAGCCCUUGAUCAAGUCAUAUUUAAGAAGUAGCUUGUUUCUCUUGAACGAGGUUUCAGAAACUGAGAUAUUGAGGUUCUCUUUGGCUCGAAUAAGAGUGUCUGUUAUAUUCUUUGCAGCUUUCCCUUCUCUGCAGCGCAGGCUCAUUAAGAUUGCAGUACAUUUGUGGGCAACUGGUGAAGGAACAAUAUCAUCACUCUCAUUUCUCAUAAUACGAGAAAUGAGUUCUGUGCUUGGGUCUAAUGUCUUCGACACCUGCUGGAUUAAAAUGUACAAGGCUGUCAUUGCCAACUGUCAAUUUGCAGAGCCAAUUCUGCAUAAACACAUGCAAUUUCUGAGGGACUCCUUCGUUGAGUUAUGCUCUCUUGAUGUCCAUAGAUCUACUACUAGGGCCAAGGUUUCAAUCCAGCAACUUACAAAGAUACUGCAUCAGGGUUUACGAACGAAGAAGAAAGAAGCAGUCCAGAUGAUGCGCAGUUGGCAAUUUAUCAAUUGCAUUGAUCUCUGGGUCAAGUUCAUUGGUGCAAAUUUCCAGGAUUACGAUUUGCAAACAAUGCUCUACAAUGUUAUUCAGAUUAUAAAUGGAGUGGCUGUAUUGUUUCCUGGUCCUAGAUAUUUACCGUUACGAAUUAAAUGCAUUCAGUGGUUGAAUUAUCUUUCCAGAUCCACUGGGAUUUUUAUCCCUGUUGCAUCUAUGGUGUUGGAUAUUUUGGAACAUAUAACUGUUAAGGAGGGCAAGAAUUCAGGAGUUGUCUUCCACCACUUGUCUGUCCUACAGCUGCCAAAAUAUUGGUUGAAGUCGCAGAACUUUGUGGAGGAAUGUGUUUUAUCUACCAUUGAACUUUUAUCAUCUCACUUUUCUCAAUGGAGUCACCAUAUAUCCUUCCCUGAACUGGCUACUAUUCCACUUAUUCAACUCAAGAAGUUUCAUGCGGCAUCUACAACAGAGAAUCUCAAGCGUUUGGUAAAACGUUUUAUUGAUCAGGUUGAGCAGAAUAUCGACUUCAUUAACAAAAAGAGAGAUGAAAUCUCGUUUUCACCCAAUGAUCAGCAAGCUGCCGAAUCAUUUCUUCAGCUAGAGAAAUGCAACAGCAACGUUCCAUUUAUACAAUAUUACAAAAGCAUAUUGGACAAAGCUGCAUCCAGGAGUCUGGCUGUGGACAAAAAGUUUCUUGGAGCCAACAAAAACAAAAAGAAAAGGCAGCAGCAUGAAAAAAAUCAACAAAUUGAAUCGGCUGCUAACGGCAAAGUACAUCCAGAGAAGAGAAGAGGAAAAAAGAGGAAAACUUGAGAAGGAACAGGUUUAUCUGCCCUUUCUCUCUCUUCAAAUAUUAAUACUAUUUUUGUCCCUGGAAAUUCUCUGUUGGUAAAUUCAUAAGAUAAUUUAUCACAUAGAUCAGGAGCCAUCAGGUUAGAUACUAUAAUUGAUUUCUAGCACAACAAGAAAGUUGCCAUUAAUGAAACUAAUGCUGAGAAAAUAGUCGUGUAGAUUAGUUUAGAGCAUUGAAAUUCAUUUUGUUUUGGGGGCAAUAUCAAUUUUGUUUGGGUAAUCGAAAGUGCAAAAUGUUUAGAAGUGUUUCUUCAUAUCUUGAUAUCAAAUUUUGCUUGUUGAGUACUCUAAAAUUUUGCUUGUUGAGUACUCUAAAGGAAAAGCGAAAGUCUCCAUUUAGUUUUUUUUUUUUCUUCUUUUGCUUAAAUUAUUACUUUAGACAGCGAAAUGGAUGUAUGUAUGCAUUUAUUUGGUUA
Messenger RNA from Cucumis sativus (cucumber), 2992 nucleotides. Its product is annotated as nucleolar complex protein 2 homolog. Bases 369 to 2537 code for a protein of 722 amino acids. Gene Ontology annotation, cellular component: nucleolus; Noc1p-Noc2p complex; nucleoplasm. The record is from RefSeq and is a predicted model, not a curated record. Lineage: Eukaryota; Viridiplantae; Streptophyta; Magnoliopsida; Cucurbitales; Cucurbitaceae. Gene Ontology annotation, biological process: ribosomal large subunit biogenesis. The transcript has 14 exons.